CUCCGCCUUUGCCAGCUGCCGUGGGGGGCUCUUCACGUUCAUCAUCUCCCGGAUGGUCAUCCGGACUCGCAACUUACUCUUCUCUUCUCUGGUGCGGCAAGACCUGGCCUUCUUCCAGGAGGUGAAAACAGGGGCGCUGGCCUCCCGCCUUUCCAAAGACACAACUAUGAUGAGCCGCUCGGUGCCGCUCAACACCAACGUCUUCCUGCGCACCCUGAUCAAGACCCUUGGGCUCUACGGAUUCAUGAUCGGCCUGUCCUGGCGCCUGACGCUGCUGAUGCUGAUCGAGACCCCACUCAUGAUGGCCGUCCAGAAGGUCUAUGAUGUCCGUCAUCAGGCUUUACUGAAGGCGAUCCAGGACUCGGUGGCCCAUUCAGAAGAGGUGGUACAUGAGGUUAUUUCAUCCAUGGAGACCGUACACAGCUUUGCCACUGAGGAGAAGGAGUCACAGCGCUACGAGUCAUCCUUAGAGGACACCUGUCGGCUGAAGAACCAAAGAGACUUGGAAAGGAUUGUUUACCUACUUGUUGUCCGG
Messenger RNA from Notechis scutatus (mainland tiger snake), 535 nucleotides. The record is from RefSeq and is a predicted model, not a curated record. NCBI's taxonomy places the organism in Eukaryota, Metazoa, Chordata, Lepidosauria, Squamata, Elapidae.